AUAAAAGAGAAAUGUUAAAAAAACAAACAAAACGGGACUUUUUUUUUAUUUUUCUUGUCAGUGUUUGAAUAGUGAAUCAUCAGCUUUAGGAUAAACUUUUAUGUUACGAAGACUAGGAUUAAUACUGGUCUAAUUAAAUGAAUAAAUACGAAGUGUAAUUUGUUUUUAUAUAAAAUCAAGCUCGUUAAGUCAAUUUUUGAAUCAGUCGGCCAUGUUCUUUGCUUCCUAUAAGUAAUGUAAAGAUUUUGUCAAUAACUUACUUUUGCAUUUUAUUAACGGAUAGAUUUGAAUAACAGCGUCCUGAAGAGGAGCUGAUACUACUAUGAGCUUCCUGUUUGGGAGCCGGUCAUCCAAGACCUUCAAGCCGAAGAAGAACAUCCCGGAGGGCACGCACCAGUAUGACCUGAUGAAGCAUGCCGCGGCCACGCUCGGAUCGGGCAACCUGCGGCUGGCGGUCAUGUUGCCGGAGGGAGAAGACCUCAACGAGUGGGUCGCCGUCAACACGGUGGACUUCUUCAACCAGAUCAACAUGCUGUACGGCACCAUCACGGAGUUCUGCACCGAGGAGAAGUGCUCCAUCAUGUCGGCGGGGCCCAAGUACGAGUACCACUGGGCGGACGGCCACACGGUCAAGAAGCCCAUCAAGUGCUCUGCCCCCAAGUACAUCGACUACCUCAUGACCUGGGUGCAGGACCAGUUGGACGACGAGACCCUCUUCCCGUCCAAGAUCGGCGUGCCCUUCCCGAAGAACUUCCUGUCGAUAGCGAAGACGAUCCUGAAGCGACUGUUCCGGGUGUACGCGCACAUCUACCACCAGCACUUCCAGGAGGUGGUGCACCUGGGCGAGGAGGCUCACCUCAACACCUCCUUCAAGCACUUCAUCUUCUUCGUGCAGGAGUUCAACCUGAUAGACCGGCGUGAGUUGGCACCCCUGCAGGAGCUGAUAGAGAAGCUGACGGCCAAGGACUGCCGAUGAAUACUGCCGCCGUCGUCGUGAUGCUGUGAUAUCUACGCGCCUAUACACACACUUUGAUGCAGAAGAUGUAACAAUUUAUUUUGUGGCACGGAGGUGUUGAUCCUGCGAAGAGAGAGGAGAGUCGGUGCGAGAGACGGGACUUGUCGGCGUGUGUUGUUGUGUUGGUGGUUCCUCUUUUUUUUAGUUUCCUAAGCUUUGCAUUUUCUAUUUGUGUUGGUGGCACUGCGUGUUUAGCGUUCUACACCCUCCUCCGACCAGCGUUGUGUACUUAGCACUCGCACUCGAUGCAGACUGCCGCUUGGCCACGUGGGCCGUCUCGACCGUCGUGUGGACGUGAGUGCAACCAUCCGUCGGGACGAGCGCGUCUCCGUCGAGAGUUACGAGUUCAGGGAGGUGGGGGCAGUCCAUUGUGAUUGUGACAUGUGACUGGAAUACCCAGGAAGCCGGUAGCCAAGUACUUGCAGUCCGCGGCUGGCAGGUGCACUUGCGACUUUGUUGUGUUUGUGCACGUAACCAGCUCCUGUCCCCCAGAGAAGCUGGCAGGCUGGAGAAUAUCCCAGCACGCAUUCACAUUACAAAUGUCCCGUUUCACGUUGUUUUAUAUCUCAUCUGCAAGUGGUCUGUUAGUACUCGUCUCGCUAUCAUUGAAACAUUCAUGCUGUAACUGAAACACAUGUAUAGUUUUACUGUAAUAAGCCCAAUAGUUUGUUGUGGAUGAAUUAAGCAUCUCCAUUAACUAUUCUUGCCUAUGUCUUCUGUAAGUUAUCCUUGUUUUGAUUUGUCUUAAGGCAUAGAGAUGUGCAAAAUGUACGUUAUUACCUGGUACUAAGUUAGACUUCAUAGUUCUGUAAAUUCUUGGAGAGGCAGAGGCACAAAGAUUUUACAUGUUUACAAUGAAUUUUCAUCUAAAAUGUAUAUCCAUAGUAUAAAAGUCAAACAUAAUUAUUUUACAGGUUAAAAUGGAAAUUAGACAUGUUUAACCAUGUGUAAGUAGGUAAUGUCAUCUAGAGUUAGGGGACAGGUAAAAUAUGCUAAUGAUUAUGGGUGAGUUCCAAUUUUCACCCUUAAAACAUUUUUCCGAGCUCCGUUAUUGUAGAGUGGAAUUGAUUAGGUAGUAUUUGAGAAUAAUGUUUAUGCUAUUUUUCAAAUUAGAGCUGAACUUAUCACAAUUUUUAGUAGCUGUUGGAGUAUGAGCAGUUAGGGACAUUGUUUAGUUGGUCACAUUCUUGUGAAGAUUGUUGUUAUUGGCUCAGGGGUGAGAGACUGCGCGACCAAUAACAAUAACAUAUAAUCUUUGUUUUAGUUGGGGAGUCUCACAUGUCAAUCCAGUUAAAACAAGGGUUUGUAUAAGGCACUCGACUAAAAAACUAAACAUUCAAUAGUGAUUUUAAAAUCACUACUGUUUCUGAUAGCUGAUUAUUAGUUUGUCUUGAUAUAGCUUUUAGAAUUUGUAUUUAAGAAUUAUCUCACACAUACAUAAAAUUCGAGCAGCACCUUAAAAAGUUCAUAGACUUCUGUCUUGGUGCCCUUGUACUUCUUCAGGAUUGGUAAUGUAAUAAAGAAGCAUAGCAGAACUAUGCGAGAUUGUAACGUAAUGUAAAUUUUGCAUGUCUCUCUUAGUGCAUUGUCAGCCUGCAUCGUUCUUUAUUUUAGGGUUCUCAAUCAAAAGAACAUUAUAAAAUUUUGCUUGUUUUAGCCCUUAUCUCAUUAUUCCUUUUUUUCUUUUAUUUCCUAGUUAGUACAUUAAUGUCUGUGAUUUGCAGUUUGCUAGAGAUGGACAGAGAGUUGACAACUUGAGCCGAGUCAUGCUAGUAACUUAGCUCGAUUUUGCUUCACACUUGUGUUCAUCGCGUCCCACUAUUUUGCAAAUGCUUAACAGUGAAACCUCCCUUAUACUUACGUUUUCCUGCAAUUUGCACAGCUUUUUUUAGAAGUACUUUUUAUUAUACAUAAUUACGUACACUUUCUGAAAUAUGUUCUUUUUAUUUACGUUUCAAAACAAUGUAAAUGGACACUAUUUUGGAAUGAAAGGCUGGUGUUACAUCAUGGAUUUGAAAUCAAGCAAACAAAUUUUAAAGUUCAAUAAGAAAAUUAUACCUUUUUUCUAUUAUAGUGUCAGUUGGUAGUAUCUAUGUUUGGCACAAGCGUAGCAACACAAAAGUGAUACAUCUUUUGUUUUCAUAUCUUUGAUUAUCUGCGCUCUUUGAAUGACUUCCAAUGGGGAAGAUUAAUUUGAAUAUCAUGUUGAACACACGCCAUAGUUUUAAUUGUAUGCAAUAGAGGAAGCCUGUAAAACAGACACACAGAAAAUAAGCUUAAAGAUUGGCCAAUAUCAAAUGUUAAAUGUAAGGACAGCACGUACAAUUCUGUGGAAGGAUUGGAAUUAGUAAUAUCAAUAUCACAGCACAGACAAAUUGGACUUAAUGAUGAGACAGCUGUAGGAUAAAAACAGACUAACAACUUUUGACAACAAGCAACAGGCAGACUAGCCAAACAGUGAUAAUAAAUAGAUGAUAUAUCUGUUUUUUUUCCCCCCUCCAUAUUUCAUAUCUGUUUAUCAUCGUUAGGUUGCUGUCUUUCGCUUUGUUGUUUGUUUUUACUGUUUUUUGUGCUGCAAUUUCCUCAUCGUUCUCAGUCCACUGUGCUCAUCGGUGCAGUGAUAUUGCUCUAAUUCCUUCCACUAUAUUCUCUUCUGUCUUUACAGUUAACAUUUGUCAUUGGCUAAUUUUGGUUCUUUUCUGUGUGUGUGUAUUCAUUUUUCUAUGUCGGUUUUUUUUUGGUGUGUUUCCUCUAUGACAUACAGUUGAAACUAGCAAUGGCAUAUGUCCAAAUUAAUUAUUCAAAUUUAAUUAUCUAUUCACGGCUUGGUUUUUGUUCCUUAAGACUCAUUAAGCAUUAACUAAAUACGGAUACAGACAGUGCUCCUUUGCUGCACAGAGCUUUAUGUUAAAUUCACAUGACUUCGUUGACGUCAGAUGACUUUGACAGUUCUGAGGGCAAAUCAUAAGUAUCAUGAUUUUUGAUGUAGAGAAAAUAGUUUUUAACCAGAAAUAGUGGAAUAUUGUGGAGGUAAUAUUUCUCCUGGUUGUAAACAUUUUUCAUUUUGGUUAUUUUGUAGUUUAUGAGCAGUUAUUUUUAACACGUCUAUUGAAUGGCAUUAAAAGUAAAUCUUAGUGGGUUAUUUCAAUAGUUAAUGAAAACAUUAAAAAUGUUUUUUUCGAAUUUUUUUGAAAUUAAAAUUUUGUAAUAUUUUUUUGAAUAAUGAAUUUAAAAAACAUAUUACACCCCAAAGUAAAUCAUCUAUAACUUUUGAAGCCUAAAUACAUUUUUAAGGAUGCUAAUGAAAAAAUAUAAAGUCUCGACUUAGCAGUAAUGCAGAAUUAGAUUUUAACUGUGAAAUUUGCAAACUCGUCCAUCUCUAGAGCUUAUCAUUCCAUAUUACGCUAGAUUCAGACAUGGCUGUAUGAAGGAUUGGUGUGUGAACCAUCCGGAAGGUCGAAAGUUAUUUAGUUUUUUCUUUCCCUUUUUUUAAUUCAUCACUUGAGAUUUUUCCACAAGUCUCGUUAUCAUUGGUUAACUUGCCUGCAUUGUAUUCUUUUCUGUUCUAGUCAGGGUAUUUACUGUGCAGCACAUAUGGGGGCUUAAAGGAGUCCAUCAGUCACUGGAUUGGUCAGGUGAAGUAGCAUAGCUGUCCGACUCAACCGCGUGAACGUUGUCUCGGCUCAUGCGUGUUUCUGCUUGCUUUUUGAAUCCAGUUGCUGUUUGUACAUAAGUAGAUGGGAUUGUGAAUCUCAAUGAGAAUGAUGCAAGCUCAUAUCUUGCUGCUGACAGUGGAGUCCUGCUGAUUUGAGCUCUGAUUAUCAUGUUUUCGGAUCAGCCGAAUAAUUGCCGUAACACAACAGUGUGUAGUAAAAUACAUCCCUACAAAAAUGUAUCAUGUAACACAGUCUAUAACGCUAUAAAAAGCACAAACUUACUAAACAUGUUUACUGUCAAGGUUUCAACGAAAAUAUUCAAUAUUUAAAAAAAAAUACUUUCCACCACUUGUUUGUACUAGCCAUAUUUUCAGAUUAGUGAGUUUUGGAUUAGCAGGACUCUACUGGAUUGUUUUAGUGAGAAAUAAUUUUGAGUUAAAAGACAGUAUAUUGUGUACAGUAAUUGCAGAGUAAUAUACUUUAAAUCCAUAUUCAAAAGCAAACUAGCUAACAUAUUCCAUAGGCGUUGAGGUGUUACUGCUUUGAAGUAUGUGCUUUCAUUUAUAGCAGGAGACUCUUCACCUGACCGUUCAGUCACCUGGGGUGUUGUGUGUGGCCUUCGAUUGUGCAGGUUACUCUAAACUUGGGUAUUUUCCAAUUCCAAAGAAUCUCAACUGUACACAAGUAUUUAUCACUCACGAGCCAAACACUGUUUGGAAGAAGUGUAGGUUAUAUGUAGUAACUAGGUGACACAUUUUAUAUAUGCGAUGUACUGAUGUGAAUUGUUACUUGCUGUUUUGGAGUGACAUAUUUUUUGAUAAAGCCUGAAGAACAAUUUAUUUAUUGACGUAUUAACUCAAAUUGCCGGUUGUCAUCCAAUGUGUGAAAAAUGAAAUAAGCUAUACGUAUUGGCUGGCAUUGAAAAAACAUGUGGGUUACUCAAAGUUGGUACAGACAGCUCUCCCAUGCUUUUUAUAACUUUAUUUUAGGGUGGGGGAGAAAUUAUUUUAGUAAAGUGCUGUUUUCCACAUUUUAAUAUAAUAUAUAGUAAACAAUAGAACUAAAUUAUUUAAACAAAUUUAAGUUAGGUUCCUUAUUCCAUGAUAAAAUAAUAAAUUUUUCUGAUUAGUUUGGAAUAUUCAUGGUUAAAUUUGAAACACAUGUUGCAGGGUUUUUAAUGGACCUAUUUUACAGUAAAGAUUGUUCAUUUUAUCAAAUGCCUUGUUCAGUGUUUAUCAUAAUUAAAAUUUGACUCCUUAAUACAGCUACUAAAUGCUGUUUUUACACUCUAUGUUUGUUGGAAAAAAUGUUAUGUACAUGUGCCUCGUAAUAUGUAGUUAAAUGAGGAAAAUUUAUAUUGGCUUAGUCUUAAUAUGAGUGACAUAAUGCACAUAAUGCAAGAACCGUCAUACCUGUAGGGAGUUUGUGGAUUGAUUUGGCCAUGAAUGUACAGGAUACGUCUGACAAACUUCAGCUGCGUGUUCAUCAUGAAAAUAAAAAACUAAACGUAUGACUAAAUAAAUUAUUUCAUUUAAACAGUUGGGAGUCACACCUUUAUUUUCGGAAUAUUUUGUGAUGUGUUGCUACCCCCAGUUAUUUUAAUGAAAUAAUUUUCGACAGCCACAACAUUCAUGGUGGUUGUAGAACUUUGUUCAAAUAAACAUAAUCCACAAUCUUAAACACUUUCUCCAUUAUUUACAAUAAAAAUGUUGUUCAGCUCAGUCUUCAAGAUGUAUACCAGCCUUGUGAAGAAAUUUAGACCGUAAGUUGUAUUAUGUUUUAAACUUAUUUUGUCCUUAUGAAUGCGGAGCCGAAGUUUGUCAAAUUCACACUCGAGCUGUUUUACUGCUAAAUAAGUAUAACAUUCCGCAUUCUUUAAUCCGGCACCGAUCAUGCUGUUCUCAUUUAGGUUUUUAGUAGAGGGGAUUCGGGCAAUCGUUGACCUUGACCGCCAGACUUCUUGAAUUUCGCUCAAUUGUUUAUUUUAUGAUAUUUUGACAGACAUAAUGUUAUACAUUAGUGUGAGACUUUUUUCCAACACCAAUGCUUUUGUGUCUAUUUUCUUGUUACAGAGCAGCUAAUUAAGACAUGUUUUAUAUUUCAUUGCACUGUUUAUUUAUUUUACUUUUGUGUUUCCAUUAAGGCUGUAUCAAAGCUCAAUAAUCUAGCAUAAUCUCCAAUCCCUGCACUGCUGUUGCCUGGGAUUGCAGAGUUAUUCCUGUAUCAGCUUUUUGUGCCCUCAAGUGAUAAAAUGUUGGGUACAUUCAUAGUGAUGUAAUGAAAUGUUAAAUGAAGAAACAGAAAUUCAAAGCAGCUUGGAUCAGUUCUUAUUGCACUUGGUUUUACUGAGUGAUGGGGAAAACGUGACCUUGAGUGCAGUGGGUCGCUUCCUGCCAGGCGAGUUAGUCGAAAACCGAGAACUUUUUGUUGCUCUUCUGAUAGUGUUUAUCAUGCUAGUGUUGUGUAUUACUUAUUUAAUUGCUGUAACCAGAAAAAAUUAUUUGUGUAACUGAAAGUUUAAAGAAAAAGUUUAUUACCAA
Messenger RNA from Bacillus rossius redtenbacheri, 7211 nucleotides. It is a transcript of the gene mats, whose product is annotated as MOB kinase activator 1B. Gene Ontology annotation, biological process: hippo signaling; positive regulation of protein phosphorylation. The record is from RefSeq and is a predicted model, not a curated record. Gene Ontology annotation, molecular function: protein kinase activator activity. The transcript has 5 exons. Gene Ontology annotation, cellular component: nucleus; cytoplasm. NCBI's taxonomy places the organism in Eukaryota, Metazoa, Arthropoda, Insecta, Phasmatodea, Bacillidae. The coding region runs from base 323 to 976 and encodes 217 amino acids.